CACUUCAGCUUCCUCUUGAAGCUCCAAUAUAUAUAAAUAUAUCAAGCCCUCAAUCCAUCUUCCAAUCUUCUUUCCAUCAAAGCAACCAAAAUGAUGAGCAAUGGAGGCAGAUGCAGCUGGUGGAGUUCUGCUGAUGCAACAGAGUUGGGUGGUGAGGCUAAACCUCAUCCCCAAUCUUAUGACGAGUCCUCAGGCUCAGCUUCCGGCAGCUCCAUCACCUUCCAAGAACUCACCCCUCAUUCUUUCAUCGAUUCCUCCUCCAUCUCCUGGACUCAAGCCUUACUGAAUGGGACUGAAAGGCCUGAGACUUUUCUCUCCAUGUUGCAAGAUCAAGAGCUCGGUUCGAGAACCUGCACCGACAAGCAAGAUCAUGCAUUGGUUUCUGCCAUGGAUCAGGAUUUUUUGUUUCAGCAGUACGGUUUCAGCCACGGUGAUGAAUCCAUCAACCGCAGCAGUGUUAAUCCAAGUUCGUAUUGUUCAUGGCCCAAACCUCUUCUAAACCAAGAGGUGAACAACCAGUUGCAGUUCAUCACCGGCACCAGUACUGAUGCCAAUUCAAUCUUCCAUCCUCCUUCUCGAGCCUCCAAAACUACUGGUGGCAGAAAGAUGAGUUCAGUAACUCAUGACGCAUGCUCUUCUUCCUCCACCAAGAAAACAGGAGGUGAUCAGAAAAGGCCCCGGAUGGAGAUGGCUUCUUCCCCAUCACCGGCCUUUAAGGUCAGGAAAGAGAAGCUAGGGGACAGAGUCACUGCCCUUCAGCAACUAGUUUCACCUUUCGGAAAGACUGAUACCGCAUCAGUUCUCCAAGAAGCCAUUGAUUACAUCAAAUUCCUUCAUGACCAAAUUGGUGUUCUAAGUAGUCCCUACUUCAAAGAUGGGCUUUCAAGGAAUCAAAAACAGGUGCCAAACCUAAUGCAGAUGAUCAACAAUCCGUUGAGGGAGGACUACGAUGCCGCGAAGCAGUUAGGACUGAGAAGGCGAGGACUAUGCCUGGUCCCGAUAACCGUUUUGUGCCCAGUGACCGGGGAGACGGCCGGUGAUUUCUGGCACCCUACUGCAGCUUUGUUUGGAGGAAGCUUCAGAUAGAGCAUGCAAGAGCCAAAGUAGAAGAAACUGAUUAUUGAAUAAGCUAGCAUUAAUUAACCAUGUUUGAGACCUGAAAGAGCAGGAACAGAUGCUAAAUUGGCUGGAAAGUUGAGUGAUUGCUGAAUUUAGCAGAAAGGGGGAUGAGGAAGAAGGAAAUGGGUGGGUUUCUGUUCCUGUUCUUUGAAUUGAUGCAGUGUUUGGAGCGUAAGUGGAAGGCACAAGCCACUCAGCACUUCACCAUCAUCCUUCUUGAUUGAAAAUGCAAUUCAAUAAUGUGAAGAAGUCAUAAUUAAUCGAGUACAAUUUUUUCAUAAAUUUACUUAUUUAUUUGCUUUGA
Messenger RNA from Zingiber officinale, 1423 nucleotides. RefSeq names its product transcription factor bHLH123-like. The coding region runs from base 91 to 1086 and encodes 331 amino acids. The transcript has 6 exons. Gene Ontology annotation, cellular component: nucleus. Gene Ontology annotation, molecular function: DNA-binding transcription factor activity, RNA polymerase II-specific; protein dimerization activity; RNA polymerase II cis-regulatory region sequence-specific DNA binding. The record is from RefSeq and is a predicted model, not a curated record. Lineage: Eukaryota; Viridiplantae; Streptophyta; Magnoliopsida; Zingiberales; Zingiberaceae. Gene Ontology annotation, biological process: regulation of transcription by RNA polymerase II.